Molecule: messenger RNA, 963 nt
Organism: Argentina anserina (silverweed cinquefoil)
Lineage: Eukaryota; Viridiplantae; Streptophyta; Magnoliopsida; Rosales; Rosaceae
Product: polyprenol reductase 1-like
Biological process (GO): dolichol-linked oligosaccharide biosynthetic process; polyprenol catabolic process
Cellular component (GO): endoplasmic reticulum
Molecular function (GO): 3-oxo-5-alpha-steroid 4-dehydrogenase activity
Source: RefSeq, a predicted model, not a curated record
AUGGAGGUCGGGCUAGCUGGGUUGCUGAGAACAGCUUGGAUUGCGUCAAUUCUACCUAUACUCUUGGCCUCGGUACCCUGUCUUUCUUCAAGGCUGAGCUCGUUUUAUAACGGUCUUAUGGUGUUUGCCGGGCGAGGGAAGAUCAUGCAAUGUUCAUCUCAGAAAUUUUCAGUUCCUCAGAAGUUUUUCAGUCAUUUCUAUGCGGGGCCGGUUGCAUGGACAACUCUACUUCUAGUUACGACUUGGAUGUAUGCAUAUAAUAUGGCGCAGUUGACUGGCCACUCUACUCAAAGUUCACAUAUCAUUAGCGUUUGGCGUUCUGUGUUUCUGCUUCUAUUGAUGGAAGUUCAAGUCUUGAGGCGCCUUUUCGAGACACUAUACGUAUUCAACUAUUGCUCCACUGCUAGGUUGCACAUUGUCAGAUAUCUGAUUGGCUAUUUUUUCUGCUACACACUUGCCCCUAUACUCUGCUACAACCACGCUCAGGAGGUCUACAAAUUUUCUGUAACUGGAAUCGCAAAAUUCCUUUUCCAAGGCAAUACUAGUGUGCAAGCAUAUGAUUUGUCGGAAUUUGUAAUUCCUUUCUUGAAGCUUGGGUGGCUCCAAUGGACUGGUGCAGCUAUAUUCUCUUGGGGAUGGAUCCACCAGCGCAAUUGUCAUAAAAUUCUUGGCUCAUUACGAAAAAACAAGGAACAAAAGAACGUGUAUGUGAUUCCAUAUGGUGAUUGGUUUGAACUUAUUGUUUCAUCUCCACACUAUCUUUCUGAGAUAGUUAUGUAUGUUGGUUUUGUGGUCGCUAGUGGAGGAUCAGACCUCACAGUCUGGUUACUACUGGGAUUCGUGGUGUCGAACUUGACAUUUGCAGCAGCAGAAACACAUAGGUGGUACCUUCAGAAAUUCAAAAAUUACCGCAAUAAUCGGUGUUCGAUUCUUCCAUUAUGUGCUGAUAACUUGAACAAAUAA